Oppia nitens is the source of this 2633-nucleotide messenger RNA. RefSeq names its product protein PAT1 homolog 1-like (gene Patr-1). Bases 175 to 2463 code for a protein of 762 amino acids. The record is from RefSeq and is a predicted model, not a curated record. Gene Ontology annotation, cellular component: P-body. NCBI's taxonomy places the organism in Eukaryota, Metazoa, Arthropoda, Arachnida, Sarcoptiformes, Oppiidae. The transcript is spliced from 3 exons. Gene Ontology annotation, molecular function: RNA binding. Gene Ontology annotation, biological process: deadenylation-dependent decapping of nuclear-transcribed mRNA; P-body assembly.
GUGAAUGGCGUUCACAAUAAACACUCAAUUUAUAUAUAAUUUGAUUAAUAAAAACAUUAAUUAAGUGUUUAUAUAAUUGAUUUCAAGACAAACACAUGACUCUAUUGUCUAUACCAUUGAUAAACAUAUUUAACCACAAAUUAUAUACUUAUAAGACAAACGACAAGACAGACAAUGGACACAAACAUGUUUUCGGUUUCGAUGGAAAACAAUGGUUAUACCAAAGAUAUGGACGAUUUGGACGAUAAUUUUGAUGCCUUUAAUGACGAAACUUUUGGUGAUAUGUCCACCGAUUGGGAUGAAGGAGAACACCAAAAGAUGCUUACAAUGACCUCAAGUGAUAGUUGUGAAGACAGUAAUCAAGUUAUGAAUAAAAAUACUUUUGUAAAUAAUAGUUCAUAUAAUGAUUACGCCAUCAAUGAUGACUUACAUCUGACAUGUGAUGACAUUCUGGCCAAAAGCAUAUCUAAUUUAGGUCUCGAAGAUGAGGACUUCGAUGAUCCGGCAAUUAUGACAUUUUCGCGGAGCGCUAAACCAAUGCCAGAACCAACUGACCGAUAUAGUCACUCACCGCCACCGCCGGCUAUUCUUUCAUAUGAAGAAUAUUCUGCUUCACCGCAAACGUCUACCAUUUGGAGUACCUCUCAGUUAGACUCAACAGUUAAGUCAACUAUGAGUACCACUAGUGUCGUAAAUAUGAGAACUUUAGAAGAAGUAGAAAAUGAUUUAAUUAUCAGAAAAACCAAUGAUUUGCAUCAAUUGACAACUAUUAAGAAAUCAAUUAAUUUAGAAGAUUUAGAAAAGACAUUAAUAGAUGAAUCAAUUCAUAAACAAGUGCCACCAGUCAAGCAAAACUUGAAUGUUAGUCACUUGACGUCCAAUUCAAUUUGGUCACCAUUUACUAAUGAUUCUUCACCUAAUAUACUAUCUAACGGAACAAUUGAUUUAAAUAAAGCAAUACGUAUUGAAGAUAUCGAGAAUAUCAAACCAAAAGCGCCUCUUAAUCACAAUAAUAUAGACAUUGAUGCUAUCCAUGCGGCCGCUCGGUUAGCCUUAAAUGAUUCUCAAGAACAACAACCUCUUCAAUCAAUUGAUCCAUUAUUGAAAGCUCAAACAUUAUCUGACAUUGAAAGGCAGUUAAUAACAGGUCCACAAAGUCCACCAAAAGUAACAAAAUUGCAGCAAAAUAUGUCAAAACUUGAACCAAUACCACCUGAAGUGCGAACAAAUACUGUAUUGAAUAAUCAGACACCGAAUAAGUCUUUAAGUCAAUUCAGACCUCAAAUGAUGGUUCAAAACAGACCUAAUAAUAUGUUUAUGAGACCACCAAUGAUGCCGUUACUGCCAUCGACACAUCCAUCAAUGACACGACCAAUGUAUCCGCCGGCACUUAUGCCUAAUAAUCAACGAUUAUAUCCAUAUCCAAGACCUCCAAUUAUGCAUCCAAUGUUACAUCCAUUGCAAAUUCAACAUUUAAAUCAACAACAACUUAGGUAUUUGCAACAACAACAACAACAACACUUUAUUCAUCACAUGCAACGACAAAAUUAUCGAAACAAUGAUAGCGUUGAAGACGUUAACGAUUAUUCUGGUUUAAUGACUAAACAAGAAAAGGAUUGGUUGAUUAAAAUACAACAAAUGCAGACAGAAUUAAAGGAUCCAUAUGUUGACGAUUACUAUUAUGUUACGUAUAUAUCACGUAAAAUAGCUGCCAAAGCAGCAAACGAUAAGACAACACCUAAAUUAGUGAUUCCUGAACGACCAAAGCCAACACCUGAGUCCGAGAAAGACAAGUAUAUGCCGGAGCAGUUUGCGGGUACAUUAGGAAAGAUACAGGUGUCUAACGUGAAUCGGCCCCGACAGCUAUUAGAUGGCAAGUUUAAUAAAACUGAUAACUCGAGUGAUGCUAAUAGUGAUAAACCAAUGGUCAGUAAGAGUGAAGUUCAAAGAUUUAGAAAACUUUUGCUUCAAAUCGAAAGAUUGUAUGUCGUCUUAAUAAACAUUGAUGACGAAGACAAACGUAUUGGUGCUCUGCCUCCCGAAGCAAGGAUUCCACACUUAGAAACACGAAAACAAUUGUGCGAUAAAUUGUUUAAAGGACUCACUAAUGUUACUAAUGAUAAGAUUAACGCAGAAGUGGCGCAAAUCAGAAAGGGUUUGAUUUUGUUGUUUAGAUCGUUGAGCUAUUUCUCAGAUGAUUACCAUAAAGCCAUAAUAAUGUGUGACAUAUUUAGUGCAAACAAUUAUAAACAAUACAUAAUUAAAUCAAAAGAUAGACACGAUUUUGUACAGCUUUUAUUGAAUGGUAUCUCAUCUGUCACUAAUCAUGAAGUGAUACUUAAACUUAUAUCUAAUGUUAACAACAACUCAUCUGUAACUCAAUCUGAGUAUGGAAAGUUAAUCGAGGAAUCACUUAACAAACAUAACGAAAAACUGGAAUUAAACGGACAAUUCAACAAUUAAUAGGAAAUUUUAGUAUCCUUUCAAUGAACUAAUUAAAUAUUAGCAUAAAUUGAUUGAUUGUUUUGAUUACAUCUGCCGUUAUUUUUAGAUAUAAUUGCCAUUCAGUUAAGUUAAUUAUGAUUUAAUAUUUCAUUAAAAAUAUUUUUGUUACAAUUAAAAUUAUAUUAAAU